Messenger RNA from Bemisia tabaci, 1579 nucleotides. Its product is annotated as protein big brother. Gene Ontology annotation, biological process: regulation of transcription by RNA polymerase II. NCBI's taxonomy places the organism in Eukaryota, Metazoa, Arthropoda, Insecta, Hemiptera, Aleyrodidae. Gene Ontology annotation, cellular component: nucleus; core-binding factor complex. Gene Ontology annotation, molecular function: transcription coactivator activity; sequence-specific DNA binding. The record is from RefSeq and is a predicted model, not a curated record.
UUCAGGAUGCUCUCAGUGAACGAUCCGAGUGCGUUGCCGGGCAUGUUGCCGUUCGACUCCAUCGGGCUCUACGAGCAGCCCAAGCCGCGCUUCUUCUUCAAAAUGCCCCGCGUCGUCCCCGACCAGAAGGCCAAGUUCGAGUCCGACGAGCUCUUCAGGCGACUCAGCAGGGAGAGUGAGGUACGAUACACCGGAUACAGGGAUAGGCCUGCUGAAGAAAGACAAGUGAGAUUCCAAAAUGGGUGCAGAGAAGGACAUACAGAAAUAGCUUUUGUGGCGACUGGUACGAACCUUCAACUAGUGUUUAAUAUUGGAGCCAAUGGCUACCAUCUGGGUGCUGCAAAUAGAGAAUGCGAUUUCGACAAGGAAAGAGGAAAGGUUCAUAUACGAUCACAUUUUAUAAUGAAUGGUGUUUGUGUUAGAUGGAAAGGCUGGGUCGAUUUAGAGAGACUGGAUGGCGUUGGAUGCCUGGAAUUCGACGAGGAGAAGGCAAUGAUAGAAAACUCUCUGUUACACGAUCAAAUGGAGAGGUAUAAUCAGAAACUACGAGACUUCGAGGAGAACCGACGGGCGUACAGGGCACAGUCAGACCGAUCGCACAAAUUUUUGAACACCCACGCCCCCACCGAGGCAGCCGAUUCGAUAAUGGGUGCGCACCGACUCGGAAAUUGUUAAACGUCUCCCACCAUUCCCUUUCGUGUUGUUCCGGCGUUUCUUUCAAUGAACCUAAGAAGAGAACUCUGCAACACCCGCUUGACUUCCGCGAACUUCCGCAGGCAUGCUGAUAACUACGUAGAGGUACAGAAGUGACAAAAGCAGAAACCAUCAACCCUCAUAGUGGCACGAUCUGAGUAAAUGUUUUAGGACCCUCAUACUUCAUUCUUUUGAAGACAUUCUUUGAAAAAAGCAGGGAUUUUGAAUAAGUCUGAAUUUUUCAGGCAUGUUUCUGUAACGAGUAGAGUUUAUGGAAUGACAUCGUUCAAUAUUUGCUCUGCGUCAAUAUUUUGCUUUUAAUUUAAUGAUGGAUAAAUUUCGCAGGUCUCCUCGCAAUUUAAAUAUUUUAAGUUAAACUGGAAAUGUUUAUUUUUCUGUCAUAAAAUACCUAACAGUUGUCCCUAAAUGAUUUUGAGGUUUAAUGGUUUUAAUGAUUUUCGAUGUUUUCGGAAGUCAUCAAGUGAAAUUUUACAAACCAAUAUCUACUGUCAAAUAGUAUUGAACAGGACCAAUUAAAAUGUGGCCCGUAUUUUUCGGCUAUAAUGAGAAACCCUGGUCCCUGGUCUGAAUUAUGUUCAACAAAAACACUAUCUCUUCAAUUUGCGUUUGAUGGCAGACUCCUCACCUAAACAUUGUACUGAAACGCCCCCUUCCCUUUCUUCCCUUUUUGCAAUAUUUCUUUUUCUUGUAAGUAUUUUUAUUUGUUUUAAGUUUAGUCACUAGAAUAUACUUUUAUAAAGUUUAAGUAUUUUUGUGAAAAGUUUAAUCUUUAGGUGUACCUUUCAAUGUAAUGUGUAAACCUUUGUUUAGUACUUAUUUCUGUUAUUUUAAUUUCCUGGUGAGUAAAAUUUCUGUUAAAAUAAUA